ACAGAUACGAAUAAAGAAUUAUCUAGAUAUUUUAUGCGAAAAAAUUUGUUAUCAGCAUGAGUUCUGUUUCAUCCAGCUCCGGGCAGAGAUGGAAUCCGAAAAAUCUUGAAAUCCGUACACUUUCUGUAGAGAAGACCUUGGAACCUCUUGUCGUUCAAGUAACGACUUUGGUCAACACAAAAGGACCAUCGAAUAAGAAAAAGGGCAAGAGCAGAAGUCCCAAGGUUUUAGUCGGUGCUGUUGAAAAAGCGACUGAUACUUUUAUCGCAAAAGGAACAGAAAUUGCGAAGGAAAAUACAGAAUUACGAAAGGAAUUACAAGAAGCUGUGGACGAUACUCGCAAAGAUGGUGAAACAAUGUCCAGAGCUUCUCAUGAGUUUGCUGAUGACCCAUGCUCUUCUAUGAAGCGAGGAAGUAUGGUGCGAGCUGCCAGAGCUCUGCUAUCUUCUGUCACUAGGCUUCUGAUUCUUGCUGAUAUGGCUGAUGUUCUGAACCUGCUCAAACGUCUUCGUAUCACCCAGCAAAGUAUGAGUAGAGUGAAGGAUUCACAUGAUCAGGAUGAGCUGUUGAGGAACUUUAAAGAAUUUGGAAGAGAUCUUGUUGAGUUGAAUCAUGCAACAGCACUUCGUCAGAAUGAUUUGAAAGAUCAAAGAAGACGAGAAGAUCUUGCUGCCGCUCGUGGUGAAAUUAAGAAAAAUAGCAUGAUGUUGUACACUUCUUCUCAAGCAUAUCUGAGACACCCUGAAGUUGCGGCUGCCAAAGCCAAUCGUGAUUAUGUGUUUCGCCGUGUUGAAGAGGCUUUGGGACGUAUCUCUGAUACUGUACAGGCCACUGGAGAAUCUCAUCCUCGCCCUGAAGAAGGAACAGGAGAGCUGGCUUAUGCAUUAGAUGAAUUUUUGGACAAGAUUGACAUGGAACCGCUUGAUUUUGAUGAAGCUAGGCAUAGACCAACUUUGGAAGAGAGGCUGGAAAGUAUAAUCAGUGGUGCUGCACUCAUGGCAGAUUCUUCGUGCACUAGAGAUGAUAGAAGAGAAAGAAUUGUUGCCGAGUGUAACGCUGUACGUCAAGCAUUGCAAGAUCUUUUGCAGGAGUACAUCAACAAUGCUGGGAAAGAAAAUCCAUCUGAAAACCUUGAAAAAGCUAUUGAUCACAUGGUACAGAAAACGAAAGAUUUACGCAGACAGCUUCGUAAAGCAGUGGUGGAUCAUGUUUCUGAUUCAUACCUUGCUAGCAAUGUUCCAUUGCUCGUCUUGAUUGAGGCUGCCAAGAAUGGAGAUGAAAAGCAAGUCAAGGAAUAUGCUCAAGUGUUUCGUGAACAUGCUGGCAAACUUGUUGAGGUUGCCAAUCUUGCUUGCUCAAUGUCAAAUAACGAAGAAGGGGUUAAGAUGGUUAGACUGGCUGCAAAACAAAUUGAUAGCCUGUGCCCCCAAGUCAUCAAUGCAGCUUUGACCCUCGCAGCACGCCCCAGAAGUAAAGUAGCUCAAGACAAUAUGGAUGUCUUCAAGAAGGCAUGGGAAACUCAAGUUGGUAUCUUGACUGAGGCUGUGGAUGAAAUCACUACAAUUGAAGAUUUCUUGGCUGUCUCAGAGGCUCAUAUACUGGAAGAUGUCACUAGCUGUGUGAUGGCACUGCAGCAAAAUGACUACGAAGUCCUGGACCGAAAGGGUGGUGAUAUCAGAGGUAGAUGUGCUCGUAUUGUACAAGUUGUCAAUGCUGAAAUGGAUAAUUACGAACCAGAUUACAGUAUCAAUAGAGUAUUGGAAGCAUGUCAAACUCUGCAAACUCAAGUGAUGCCUUCAUUCGAAGCAGUUCUUGAAACAUCUGUUGGAAAUCUUUCAAAGGAUCCACCUGAAGAUCCACAAGAGAAUGAAUUCAUUGACACUUCUCGUCUUGUUUAUGAUGGAGUGCGUGAGAUAAGACGUGCUGUACUACUGAUUAAGAAUCCAGAAGAUAUCGAAGACUCUGAUUAUGGUGAAGUCGUUGAAGGAUUGUCAGAAGUUGGAGGAAGUAGAGUCAGUGGACAGACCAUUGAAACUAAUACUGGGGAUCCAAGUGAUCGUGCUAAGAUGAGAGAGCUUCCAGAAGAAGAAAAAUUGAAGAUCAAAGAACAAGUACAAGAAUUUGUAAAAGAGAAGCAGCUUCUUGAUAUUGAGGUUUCCAAAUGGGACGAAUCAUCCAAUGAUAUUAUCGUACUUGCUAAACAAAUGUGCAUGAUUAUGAUGCAGAUGACUGACUUCACUCGUGGAAAAGGUCAAUUGAAAAAUUCGACUGAUGUCAUCGCCGCAGCCACGAAUAUUGCUGAUGCAGGAAGCAGGUUGGAUGAGCUUGCCAGAUCCAUCGCGGAUGUCUGUCCCGAUUCGUCUGCCAAGCGUGAUUUGCUUGCUUAUCUGCAGCGUAUUACUUUAUGUUGCCAUCAGUUGAAAAUGUGUUCCAAAGUCAAGGCUGAGGUGCAAAAUAUCGCUGGUGGUGAAACCGUUUUGUCUGGUUUGGAUAGCGCAACCUCUCUUAUUCAGGCAGCCAAGAAUCUGAUGAAUGCUGUUGUAUUGACAGUGAAGGCUUCUUAUGUAGCAUCAACCAAGUACAGAAAACAUACUCAAUCUGACUUGAAGAUUGUCAUGUGGAAAAUGAAGGCACCUGAGAAGAAACCACUCAUUCGAAAUGAGAGAAAGAAUGAAGUUAGAACAGCUCCUGUUCGCAGACAGUCUCAGAAAAAGCUCAAUCCUGCGAAAGCACUCAGUGAGUUCAAGGCUGAACUCUGAAGAAGAUGAUGAUAAACCCAUGAGAUAGCUGAAUUUGAUGUCACAAAAUUUCUGUAAAUUUUUAUCAGUUAUUAACAAUUUUUAUGUCUAGCUUAUCAAGCUUUAUCAAAUGUUUUAGAAUUGUGAAUUGAAUGUGUAUUUGGUGCCUUAGACAACUUUUUUACCGUUAGCGCAAAACAUGAUGUAUUUGAUGCUUUUUGCACAAAUUCGUUUGAAAAUGAUUGAUGGUGCUUUUAUUUUCAAAUAUAAAUAUUUCUUGGCUUAAUCCGUUGAACUUGAUUUUGUUGCAAUCAUAAUUAUCAUCAAUUUCAACCGAACCAUAGACAUUACAGCAAGUACUACGCAUGUAAUUUUAAUGUAAGAUAUGUUUUCCAAACUACAAAUUCAUUUUUUUUAAUUGGUUUAAAUUUGCAAUUUCUUUAAUAAAGUGAUCAAAUGACCAAAUGUUAUCAAUAAAUGAAGUACAUAUAUAUUUCCAAUAAAUUUGCAAGUUAUUUUUUUCUCAAAACAUUGUUUGGAACUAACCAUUGUAAAGUUAUGACACCAGGAACAUUGUGUACAUUUUUUAACUGUAGUUUAUUUUUUUUCCUGAUAUUGUAUAGCAUUGUUACAAUAUUCAUAUUAUGGCUUACUUUUUCAUAUUAUCAAAUUUGGUGCUGACAUGGUACAAUUUUUGUGUUGUAGUUGUAGAAAAGAAUGUGACACUUUUGAAUUGUGUAUGUACAUAUUUACUUAUACAGUAUAAUAAACUGAAAUGUACAAAUACAAGGUGUUCGUUAAGUCCUAAAAUUUUUCAAAUUGUAACGGGAACUUAUCGAUGGUUUGUUGGCCCCUACAGCCAUAUAAUAAUUAAAGGAAAAUAAAGUUUGUUUUACCUGGUUAAGAUAUAUCGAAAACGGACUUUAUGAACACCCUGUAUAUAUGAAAUUUUGAUUUGAUCAUCCUUUUUUAAUUAACGAAACCAGUACUACUGACCACUUUUUGUUAACAUAACUAUACUCGAAAGUCAAAUAUUUUCAUAAACCGGAAUUAUAAGGAAAAUCGAUGUGAUAAUUUUGAUCUUGCUGGGUUUUGAAAACUGACGAAUAUAUUAUGAUGUUCGAUUUCAUUUUAAUAUCUAAUCAAUGUAAUCAUACUAUCUUUUGCUCUUCCAUAAAAUAGAGGUACAUUUUAUCAAACAUUGUAUAAAUAUCCAGCAUUGUUCAACUACUUUCUAGUGUGGGAAUGUUCAUAUUACGACCAUUUUUGAUCUGACCAAUUUUGAACUGUAUAGUGUAGACAUUCCACUGCCUUUUUGUAUAUAUUGGAUGAUUUUAUUUGUUGAUCAUGUUACCCAACAGAUAUAAAUGAUAAUUAUGUGAAUUUUAUUGUUUUUUUUUAUAAGGAAUAGUGCUUGUAUUUUUUUUUGUUAGGUCAUAGGUAAUUUGGCGUUAUUGUUGGUCUUAGUGCUCGCAUAUUGAUAUGCUUUUUAGAGAUAAAAAAAGGUUUAAGGUAACUCUGUUUCAUUUUAUAUAUGUGAAAUGGCCAUGGGAUUGAGUUUUUUCAGUCUGUCCUUCUGUUAUUUUACUCCCCUCAUGUCAAAAAAGCACUUGCUGCCAAUCUUCUCUACACUGAUAUGAUAAUUUGUAUAAUCCAACCGAGGCUAUCAAGUUUUCUAGCUAGGUAUUGAAUUAAGAGGGUUGAUGUUCCCAUGAAUUGAGAAGUUUUCUGUUUUAGAAUAUAUGGUGAUCUUAGGUACUAAAUCAUGUAUGUGAACUGACUUUUGCUUUUAUAACCCAAUGCUUUUAUGUGUGCUCUUAUAAUUACUGUAUAUAUUGUAUUGUAGA
Molecule: messenger RNA, 4585 nt
Organism: Styela clava
Lineage: Eukaryota; Metazoa; Chordata; Ascidiacea; Stolidobranchia; Styelidae
Product: catenin alpha-2-like
Biological process (GO): cell-cell adhesion; cell migration
Cellular component (GO): catenin complex; adherens junction
Molecular function (GO): actin filament binding; beta-catenin binding; cadherin binding
Source: RefSeq, a predicted model, not a curated record